AUGGACUCCAUUCUCGCCGCCCACAGACAGCAGGAAGCCAAAGGCAACCUCAGCAAGACCCUCACGAGCGUGCAAUCCCUCAUCGAUCUCCUCCAGAAUACCCGCGAUGCCGUGGCCUCGGAUCCCGAAAAGUCCGCUCUCCAUCUCGCGAAGCUCCAGAACCCCGUCAAGCAGUCGUUCAGCAAAGUGGAGGAGGAUCUGAAAGAGGUCAACCGGGGUGUGAAUGCGUACAACAAAGCGCUGAAAGAUAAAUUCAAGAGCGCCAGUCUGCCGAGUGCGGGGAAUGAGGUGCUGAGCGGGAAUCCGGAUCUGGUGAAUCGAGCGAUUGCGAUGCAUCUCCUGAGAGAGGGCAAGUUUGACGUCGCGAGGAGGUUUGUGAGGGAGGUCAGCGAGAGCGAGAAGAAGCGGGACAACACAGACGAUGGCGAGGAAGAAAUGGAAGGCGUGCAGAGGAAUCCUGCAAGGAGCUGGAUGGAAGACCUCGCAGAUGCGGACGAUGCGAUGCUCGAUGGCAUGGAAGCCGUGGCGGAAGCCGAGAUUGAGAGAAGUGGACUGCAGAAGAAGUUUUCGGAAAUGUACCACAUUCUAGAUGCGUUGCGCAAUCAGCAUAAUCUGGAACCCGCGAUCGAGUGGGCGCGACAACACAGCUACGAACUGGAAAAUCGGGGAUCGAACUUGGAAUUCGAAUUGGCCAGGUUGAAAUUCGUAGAGCUGUAUACCACGGAAGACAUCAUGUCGGACGACACCUUCGCCGGCCCACUGCGAGCACUGGAAUACGCGAGGGAGACGUUCCCAACGUUCAGCAACCGCUACGCGCGCGAGACGUCCAGCCUCCUCGGCUCCCUCGCCUUCUCCCCCGAACUCGGCAGCUCGCCGUACAAACCCUACUUCAACAACAUGUCCUCCUUCGAAGAGGCCUCGACCUCGUUCACGGGCGAAUUCUGCGGCAUGCUCGGCCUCUCGUCGCAGUCCCCCCUCUACACGGCCGUCACGGCCGGCGGCAUCGCCCUGCCGAUCCUCGAAAAGGUCGAACGCGUCAUGGCGCAGACCCGCGGCCAGUGGACGUCGGUCAACGAGCUACCCGUCGAGACGCCCCUCCCGCCGGGCUUCCUGUUCCAUAGCAUCUUCGUCUGUCCCGUCUCCAAGGAACAGGCGACCGAUGCGAAUCCGCCCAUGAUGCUACCCUGCGGGCACGUCAUUGCGCGGGAGAGCCUGGAGAUGCAUUCGCGGGGCAAGAAUCGGAUGAAAUGUCCGUAUUGUCCCGUGGAGGCGCAGCCCAAGGAAGCGAGGAGGGUGUACAUUUAG
This is a messenger RNA of Lecanosticta acicola, 1305 nucleotides long. The record is from the annotation of a GenBank genome assembly. Lineage: Eukaryota; Fungi; Ascomycota; Dothideomycetes; Mycosphaerellales; Mycosphaerellaceae.